AUGUUUCGUAGUUUUAAUCGUCGUUUUAUUCAACAUGGACUUCUUUUUUGUACAUCAGCUCUCGGUACCGGUUAUAUCGGACAAUAUAUUCUUAAGAAAAAUAAAUUAAAUGCUGCUAAUCCUACAUUACAUACACCUGAAAUAUGGUUAGAUAAUUAUCCAACACGUGAAGCUCAAAUUAAUCAAAUGUCAAAUGAAUCUGAAUAUGAUAUUGUUGUUAUUGGUGGUGGAGCAACAGGUUGUGGAGUUGCUGUUGAUGCAGCAAGUCGUGGUCUCAAAGUAGCUUUAGUUGAAAAAUAUGAUUUUAGUAGUGGUACAUCAUCACGAUCAACAAAAUUAAUACAUGGUGGUGUUCGAUAUUUACAAAAAGCUAUAAUGCAUUUCGAUCGUGAACAAUAUCAUAUGGUUAAAGAAGCUUUAUAUGAACGUGGUAAUCUUCUUAAAAUAGCUCCACAUUUAUCAUAUCCAUUACCAAUAAUGUUACCUGUUUAUAAAUGGUAUCUAUUACCAUAUUAUUAUGCUGGUAUAAAAGCAUAUGAUUUUGUAUCAGGUCGACAAUUACUUCGAUGGUCUUAUUUAAUAACAAAAAACAAAGCAUUAGAAUUAUUUCCUAUGUUAAAAAAAGAAAAACUUGUUGGUGCUAUUGUUUAUUAUGAUGGACAACAUAAUGAUGCACGAAUGAAUAUAGCACUUGCAUUUACAGCAGCACGUAUGGGUGCAAAUAUUGCAAAUCAUUGUGCUGUUACAGAAAUUAUACAUGAAAAUAUUAAAGUUGAUAAUACUCAAGGACAACCUGAAACAAAAAAAAUUAUUCGUGGUGUAAAAUGUUUUGAUCGAUAUCAAAAAAAAGAAUUUACAAUUCGAACUAAAUGUGUGGUCAAUGCUACCGGUCCAUAUACAGAUACAGUUCGACAAUUAGAUGAUCCAUCAUUACCAAAAAUUUGUCAACCAUCAGUUGGUGUUCAUAUUGUAUUACCUGAUUAUUAUAGUCCAACAAAUAUGGGUCUUCUUGAUCCAAAUACAUCUGAUGGACGUGUUAUAUUUUUUUUACCAUGGCAAAAACAUACAAUGGCUGGUACAACUGAUACACCUUGUGAAAUAACUGAUUAUCCAUCACCAUCAACUGAAGAUGUUGAUUUUAUAUUGGGUGAAGUAAAACAUUAUCUUUCAUCCGAUGUACAAGUACGUCGUGGUGAUGUUUUAUCAGCAUGGGCAGGUAUUCGACCACUUGUUCUUAAUCCAAAUAAAAAAGAUACACAAUCAAUUGCAAGAAAUCAUAUUAUUCAUGUUAGUGAUUCAGGCCUUGUUACGAUUGGAGGAGGAAAAUGGACCACAUAUAGACAAAUGGCUGAAGAAACUGUUGAUCGAUGUAUAGAAUCAGCUAAAUUAAAACCAAAAAGAGAUUGUAUAACAAAAGGUUUAAUUCUUAGUGGUGGUGAAAAAUGGACACCAACUUCAUAUAUUCGUCUUGUUCAAGAUUAUGGUCUUGAUACGGAGGUUGCUAUUCAUCUUUCACAUACAUAUGGUGAUCAAGCGCCUAAAGUAGCUGAUUUAGCAUCAUUAACUGGAAAACGAUGGCCAGUUCUUGGAAAACGUUUGCAUGAAGAAUUUCCUUAUAUUGAAGCUGAAAUAAGUUAUGCUGUAAAAGAAUAUGCUCGUACAGCUAUAGAUAUUCUUGCUCGACGUACUAGACUUUCAUUUUUAAAUGUAAUUGCUGCUGAUGAAGCUCUUCCUGAUAUAAUACAAAUAAUGGCUAAAGAAUUGAAUUGGAAUAAAGAAAAACAAAAAGAAGAAACCGAUCGUGCUAAAACAUUUUUAUUACGUGAGAUGGGUCUUAAUUUAAAACGUGAUAUGCGUCGUGAUGUACCAAUUAAUUUUACACGUGAAGAAAUGAGUUAUUAUAUGAAAUAUUUUCGUCAAAUUGAUGUUAAAAAUAAAGGAUUUUUAACAAUGACUGAUUUAAAACGAUAUUUACAAUCAUCAAAAAAUGAAAUAUCUGACGAUGAAUUUCGAAUAUUAAUGGGUGAAAUUGAUCAAAAUCAAAAUGGAAUUAUUGAAACAGAAGAAUUUCUUCAAUUAAUGAGUGCAAUCAAAUCUGGUGCAGUGUCAACAAGUCAUUUUGUGAAAGCUACUCGUAUAGAUAAAAUCAAAAAUAAUCCAUCACCGGAACGAAGUGGUGGUGGUAUUUAA
Rotaria sp. Silwood1 is the source of this 2190-nucleotide messenger RNA. The record is from the annotation of a GenBank genome assembly. Lineage: Eukaryota; Metazoa; Rotifera; Eurotatoria; Philodinida; Philodinidae.